UUGUUAUUUAGUGGCUUUGUUCCUUUUUCAAUACCUGGUUCCUAUUAAUCACACAUUUCCUCUGUAAUAUUGCUGUAGAAUAAUACAUGCACGUCUGGCAAGCAAAAAACAAUUCUGUCCCAUUCAGCUUGGCAAAAGUUUACAGGGAUGGAUGCUGGAUCAUAUACUGGAAUCCCUACCUUUACUGACUAUAAUUAUACUGAUUAUGAAGAUGAUCAACUGUGCAACAAGUCAGCCAUUAUCAAGUUUGGAGCAGUCGUAACACCGGUUUUUUUGUGGAUCGUUACAUUACUGAGCCUUUUUGGCAACAGCCUUGUUUUGGUCAUUCUGAUGAAGUAUGAAAACCUCAGAUCGCUUACCAACAUCUUCAUCCUAAACCUGGCUCUGUCCGACUUACUGUUCACUUUCGGACUGCCCUUCUGGGCUUCGUACCACAUCCACGGCUGGACAUUUGGAGAGGUAGCCUGCCAGGCUGUAAUCUUUCUUUUCUAUACUGGGUUCUACAGCAGCAUCAUGUUCCUGACCAUAAUGACCAUUCAUCGUUACCUCGCCGUGGUCCACCCACUGUCGGACCUGGGCUCAAAGCGGCUGUGUUACGGUUCUGUCACAUCUUCCAUCGUCUGGAUUGUGAGUUGCUUAGCUGCGGUACCAGCUCUUGUGAUGCACAGAGUAAAUAAGUUAGAUGGCAAAAGCUAUUGUGAUUAUGCUGAUACAAAAUGGAAAAUAGGUGGAAUAUACCAACAAAAUAUUCUCUUCCUACUGGCACUGAGCGUGUUUACCUUCUGUUACGUUAAGAUACUCGGGACGUUACUCCGGUCAAGAUCACAUACGAGGUACAGAACAGUGAAACUCAUUUUUACGAUUGCAGUUCUGUUUUUCCUGGGGUGGGCCCCCUACAAUGUUCUAAUUUUUUUGAAAUCGCUAACGGAAAUGGGGACCGUUUGGCCCUUCGCGGAGUGCUCGGUUAGUAAAGGCAUUGAUUUUGCCUUUUACAUUUGCCGCCUCAUCGCCUUCUCGCACUGCUGCUUAAACCCCGUCUUUUACGUCUUUGUGGGAGUGAAGUUCAGGAGCCACCUGAAGAAGCUACUGAAGAAGCUUUGGUUCUGCCAGACCACUGUGCUAGACAUUCAGCAUCGCAGCAGCAGGGCUAUACUCUCCAACGGCGAGGAACUGUCUCUGUACUAGAGCAGUGCUUCUCAGUCCUGCUCCUGAAGUACCAUCUGCCUAAUAAUGGAAGUGGUAGGUUGUAAGCAGGGUGGGCUUGAGCAGGUGCUGCUCCAGGAGCAGGAUUGAGAAACACUACUAGAGUACAUUUAUUAGUCCAUGAGCGAAAGCCGAUGUGGAAAAAUGUAAAUUCGUUCACAAUAAUGUAGAUUUCCUAUAUUGCUCAUGGGAUAAUAAAUUCCUGUUAUACAUUUCGUCUGCAACACCCGUAUGUAUUAUAAACCAAAUUUUACAAUGACCUGCAUGUGUGCGUGGAGUUUGCGGGUUUCCUUUCGUAUAAAUCUCGCCCUCCAACCCGAAAUUGCCCCUAGUGCGUGCGUGUAUGUGUCCUGCGAUGGAUUAGAAUCACGUCCACGCUAUACCAUUUCCUUGUGCCCCCCUCCCAUAACCUAAUCCAGGAUAAAUCAAUAAAAAACAGAAUGUGAUUUAAAAUGAUAGAAUACCCCAGACAAACGCUGGUUUCUGAAAGACGGCCUCUGCAGUUCGGUUUCAGGAUGGGUUAAGGCACAGCAUGGUGACUGUCUCUGCUUCGCGCUGCAUCCUGAUCUAUUCAUCUGAGAGAUGUCGUUACCCGUUUUAUCCGAGACAUGUCGUUACCCGUUUUAUGUUUGCCUCCUCCUCACUGUUAUGAAUAAUGUCAGCUUUGAUAAAAUUUGAGUUUGUUUUGUCAUUUUGCAUACUUUCAUACAUGCAAUCAGUAACAGAUCAAUAGCUAUAUUUUUUUUCCUGCAUCAGCAUUUGCCCAAAAAGCAUUAUUUUGUUUAAAAUCUUGCUUGUUUUGGUUAAUAUAUUCUAUUAAGGCCUUAUAAAAAGACUGUUUUGGAUGACUUUGUAUAUUAUCGGUAAUAUGUAGCGGUAUAUGGUUGAUUUUGGUUUCCUGUCACUGUGUAAAAUUUGUGUUUGUGUGUGUGUGUGUGUGUGUGUGUGUGUGUGUGUGUGUGUGUGUGUGUGUGUGUGUGUGUUGGGGUGGGGGGUGGACUCAGAAGGUUCAAGGUGCCUCUGAUCUCAAACUUAGAGUUAUGGCUCGGUGAACAUGCAAAUGUAAAUAUGAAAAUGAAGUGCCAAAUAUAUAUAUAUAUAUUUUAAACUUUAACUCAACUUUCGCUUUCAUUGAAUUGCACAUCUGUCCGUGGGAAAUGAUGAUAUGAAAAAAUUCCUCCAGGAAUUGCACAGAGAUUGUGUUCAGUAACAAGUUAAUCAUCUGUUAAAUCAAUUGUAAAGAAUGAUACAUUUCCAUGUUUGGUUACUAUGUAUGUAUAUAUGGCAGACCAGUGUACUAUCUAUUAAAAUCAAGCUUCAGUCUGUA
Brienomyrus brachyistius is the source of this 2530-nucleotide messenger RNA. It is a transcript of the gene xcr1a.1, whose product is annotated as chemokine (C motif) receptor 1a, duplicate 1. Gene Ontology annotation, biological process: immune response; chemotaxis; G protein-coupled receptor signaling pathway. The transcript is spliced from 2 exons. NCBI's taxonomy places the organism in Eukaryota, Metazoa, Chordata, Actinopteri, Osteoglossiformes, Mormyridae. Gene Ontology annotation, cellular component: membrane. The record is from RefSeq and is a predicted model, not a curated record. Gene Ontology annotation, molecular function: chemokine receptor activity. Bases 148 to 1185 code for a protein of 345 amino acids.